AUGAGCGAUACCGACAUGGAUCCAGUAAUGAGUCGGCAUCCCAGCAAGCCUGGCCCUCCAUCAAGUUCAGCCCCAACUCCAAACAACAACAACAAAUUUGGAUCUCAGGACUAUUCGCGAGAUGUUGCAAUGAAACACGAUCAGAGAAGCAAAGGCUACGAUAACGACGACCGCGACCGCGUCCGCGAUCGCAGGGAUCGUGAUAGGCCUGAUUUAGAUAAUCGAGUCUCGUCCGGUAAUUCGCACUCCAGGCCAUUUGCGUUACGGUCUCCGUCAUCCAAUUCUCGACGUCAAGGAGCCCACGGGAGCAGGAGCAGGGAUACUCGCGACGAAGCAUUUCCUCAGCAGAAUGAAGGGCCACGCAAGCCAGAUGUAAGUCAGCGUGGACGAUCGCAAGAUCGUGGUAAAAACUUCGGGGGCGACGGCUCGCGAGAGGCCAAAGAUCGCCACUUGUGGGAGGGCCGCGGUGAGAAAUUCGAACAGGAUAAUCAUCAUAACAUACCCACAUCUCCUCGACACGGUCCUAGAAACAACGAUUACGCGAGUCGCGGUGCAAGAGGUCGAUCUUUUUCGCCAGCAUCACGGAAACGACGCAGGAGUCGGAGUCCUUUGCCUUUCCCACCCACGCGCCCGAAGAAAUCUAGGAGAGAGCGUGAACGGGACCGCCGACGUCGAACAGAGCGGGCUGAGAGGGUAGAGAGGGAUCAGUUAAAAAAUCCGAUUCCGCCACCCCCUCGUAGACGGUCUCCCUCGCCCCAUUACGACGAACCUCGAUCUAGACACGCCGACCCAAGCGAUCCUUCCGAACCGCAUCGAUUUCGUCAGCGUAGCCAUUCGCCGCCUCGCGAGGGCAACUCCGAACGGGACACUCCCCUUAUUCCUCUACCUCAUCCCCGGAGAGACUCGCAAACUCGGGAUCGGAGUCGCUCGCCGCUUUCUAGCUCACGACGAUCGUCUUUCUCACGCACUCACUCACCUCCUCGUCCACUUGACGGACCGUAUCCCGGUUCAUCAGAAGCCGGGUCACGUUCCCGUCGAUCUUCUUUUGAGCAUCCCCGGCCUGAUUUUCCGCCUCGGUCACCUAGAGAGCGUGGAUCCCGUCGGUCUCGUAAGAAGGGCAAAUAUCGGGAAGACACAAGGUUCCCUCCAGGGGGCCACUUAGCAUCUGGUGCAAACAGUAUCGAAGUCAAUAUGUCCAGACGACUAGAGAACAGAAGCGGUUCUAGUACUAAUGCUCAAGUGCCUCCAACUCGUCCCGUAAAUUCUCAACACAACGACCGUCGAUCCGCCCACUCACCCGCACGCCCUAACUCGGGUUCCUCUUUUCAUGAGUCUCCGAUGUCACCAUCGCCUUAUGGUAAUAGUCGAGGGGGAUGGGCUAACCAACGACAGAACUCACCUCAUAGGUAUGAUCAACCAAAGCAUUCUAGACGAAAGUCACGUUCUUAUGACAAAUUUAGCCAGCACCCUCCGCAACGUCCCCAAAGUAGUCAUGGUCCGCCUACUGGCCCCUCGGGUCAUCAUGUCUCCAGCCAAUCACCACCGCAUCCACCCACCGGGCCUUCGCAAUCUUACUCUCGUGGCCGUAAUUUUUCUAGGGGAGGUUUUCGAGGUAGCUCACACCCUGCUCGAGGUGGUUACCGAAAUGUGGUAGGCGCCGAAGCCACUUCACGACCAUCAGGCGCUGGUAGAGGAACCUCUGGCCAGUCUGGAGAUAAUACUCCUCGACAUCAUAGCCCACAACAUGUGACGUCGAAUCAGUCCGAAUUUUCUGGACCAAAAGAGGAAGGGAAAGAUGAUGAUAACGCAUCUCGAACAUCAAGAAACCUUCAUAAUGAAGACUUAACAGAAAAGAAUGCUAACGAGCAGAUGCCACCCCCUCGACCUCCGCCUUCCGCUCCUACAGGCCCCGCAAGCUCGAAAUUCAGCUUCGCUUUCAAAGCCGCGAAUAAGACUCCGGUUGCGACCCCUAAGCCUGAAAUUUCGCAAAAGUUCAAUACGGCCCCUAGAAAGGAACCACCUGCGCUUGAUGAUCGAGACCGAGACCGCGAUCGAGACCGUGAUCAUCGAGAUCAUCGUGACCGAGAUCGUGAGCGUGAGCGUGGCCGUGAUAGGGACCGAGACCGGGACCGGGAUCGGAACCGGGAUCGGGAUCGAGACCGAGAUUUACCGAGAGACACUCCUAGGGAACCUGCUUCUGCAAGAGCAAGAUCGGAUUAUCAUGCUAGCAGAGGUCCGCCCGAGCCACCGAAGACGAGGAAGGUUAAGAGAAUACAGCGCAGGCUCAAACCGAGGCCCGAAUUACCACCUGAUCUUGCAGCAUCCGAUUCAGUAUUUUUCAGAAAACCCGGGAACGAAUCGGUCGUGGGAUCUGGCACGUAUGGCAAAGUCUUCAAGGGACUUCAUGUGUAUACCAAAAAGCUUGUUGCUUUAAAGAAGAUACGCAUGGAAGGAGAAAGAGAUGGUUUCCCCGUUACCGCCGUACGAGAGAUCAAGCUACUUCAGUCCCUAAAGCACCCAAACGUCGUCAACCUACAAGAAGUGAUGGUCGAGAAGAAUGACUGUUUCAUGGUUUUUGAGUAUUUGUCUCACGACCUUACCGGCUUACUAAAUCAUCCGUCGUAUAAACUCGAUGCUGCGCAGAAAAAGCACCUCGCCCUACAACUAUUUGAUGGUCUAGAUUAUCUACACAAACGGGGUGUGCUACAUCGCGACAUUAAGGCGGCGAACAUACUAGUCAGCAACGAGGGAGUCUUGAAGCUAGCUGAUUUUGGUCUGGCUCGUUUUUACGCAAAGCAUCACCAGCUCGAUUAUACGAAUCGUGUUAUCACAAUCUGGUAUAGGUCUCCCGAGCUAUUAUUGGGCGAGACGCAGUACGGUGCUGCCGUGGACAUCUGGAGUGCUGCGUGUGUUAUGGUUGAGAUCUUCACGCGCCAUGCCAUUUUCCCCGGUGACGGCGGCGAGAUCAAUCAGCUAGAAAAAAUCUAUGCCGUACUUGGCACCCCGAGUAGAGCUGAUUGGCCCGGUCUUGUUGAUAUGCCUUGGUUUGAGUUAUUGAGACCUGGCUAUCGCCGACCUAACGUCUUUGCGGAGAAAUAUAAAGAACGAGUGCCGGCGGCAGCCUUUGACUUGCUUGCUUCCAUGUUCCAUUAUGAUCCGGCGAAGCGACCAUCCGCAGCUGAGGUCUUAGAACAUCCAUACUUCACGACGGAGCAGCCGCCACCUAGGCAAGCAGUUGAACUUAAAGAACUUGAGGGCGAAUGGCAUGAAUUUGAAUCUAAGGCACUGCGCCGAGAAAAGGAGAAACAAGAUCGAGAUGCACGCCGUGCCGCUGCCUCUAAGGAAGGUGGUACCCGUGACAAGGAUAAGAAAAGGCCACCGUCCGCACACGAAUCCCAAAGAGAAAGUAAACGUCCUCACGUUGACGGACGACCACCUCAGUUAGGUCGGGCUUCCAGCUCCACUGCUAUGCAGUCUGGCGAACCUGCAGCGAGUGAAGUUGCGGCAGAGUAGGAUGUGUCGACAACUUCGACGGAAACAUCGCGGACCGUUAUAGUCCUCAACCACUCAGAUCCUGCCAUAUAAGUGCCCGAGAGAUGGUCGACGUAUGAAGACUAAAGAACCCAAAAAAGAAGUGACGGUUUGCACCGCCAACGACUGAGUGGAAAAGGGUCGUUUGUACAAAGAUUGGUCCUCUAGACAGAGGCUCUAUCGGCGCUUGGUGGUCCUGGGACAUUUUUGCGGCAAAGGAAUUAUAGCGCAUCGUGAAUGGACACUAAGAGAUGGCGAAGGAGAUAAAAUUCACAUCAAUGCGUAAGGUCGCAUUGCUAAGUAGCUUCGAUAGUGGAAUGGAA
This is a messenger RNA of Annulohypoxylon truncatum, 3854 nucleotides long. Its product is annotated as Pkinase-domain-containing protein. Lineage: Eukaryota; Fungi; Ascomycota; Sordariomycetes; Xylariales; Hypoxylaceae. Gene Ontology annotation, molecular function: cyclin-dependent protein serine/threonine kinase activity; ATP binding; RNA polymerase II CTD heptapeptide repeat kinase activity. The transcript has 2 exons. Gene Ontology annotation, biological process: transcription elongation by RNA polymerase II; protein phosphorylation; positive regulation of transcription elongation by RNA polymerase II. Gene Ontology annotation, cellular component: nucleus; cyclin/CDK positive transcription elongation factor complex. The coding region runs from base 1 to 3513 and encodes 1170 amino acids. The record is from RefSeq and is a predicted model, not a curated record.